Leishmania braziliensis MHOM/BR/75/M2904 is the source of this 1287-nucleotide messenger RNA. Its product is annotated as dehydrogenase-like protein. NCBI's taxonomy places the organism in Eukaryota, Euglenozoa, Kinetoplastea, Trypanosomatida, Trypanosomatidae. Bases 1 to 1287 code for a protein of 428 amino acids. The transcript has a single exon. The record is from RefSeq and is a predicted model, not a curated record. Gene Ontology annotation, molecular function: oxidoreductase activity; NADP binding; NAD binding.
AUGACAACCAUUAAGCGCUCGCUAAAUGUGGGUGUGGUGGGCAUGGGCAACAUGGGGAUUCCCAUUACCCGAAACCUCGCCUUCAAGGCACGCAGUGCUAUGUAUCUGCAGAUCCACAGCCGCACUCUUAGCAAGGCACGGCAGGUGUGCAACGACAUGAGCGCCGAUGGCGCCACCUGCGCCAUGCGCAUCCACAACCGCUACAGCACCAUGACCAAGUGGUGUGACGUCAUCCUACUGACCUUAGCGCACCGGGCCGCCUCACGGAGGGUUCUCCUGGAGGACGACGAGGCACUCGUCACCAAUUCGCGCCCUGGGCAAAUCAUCGUAGACCACACGACCGUGGACAUGGCGCUGUCGCGCGAGUGCGCCUAUGAAGCAGAGCGACGCGGCGCCGUCUUCCUCGAUGCCCCGAUGAGUGGCAGUCCAAAGCAGGCCUUUAACAACCAGCUCGUACUCAUGGUGGGCGGCCCUGCGGAGUACGUGCAGCGGGUGUCGCCGAUUUUUCGUAUGUAUGCGGACAACAUUCAUCACAUGGGUGCCAACGGCAGCGGUACCGCGGCGAAGCUGCUCUCUCAAGCGUUGGUGGCCUCACACAAUGCCGCCGCUGCAGAAGCUAUGACGAUUGCAAAUCGGCUCGGUAUCGAGGACUACCAGAAGCUCAUCCAAGUCUUGGAUGCCUCGUGGGGCUCGAGCACGAUGCUGCGUCGCAACGCGCCAACAAUGCAGGACCUGGUGCGCAACCCGGACAAGCUGGCACCAUCCUCUGGCGCCAGCAUAGACAACCUCCUCGAGGAUCUCGCGCUGCUGGACGCCUCUUUACCAAAGGUCGAGAAGGGUGACGGCAGCAGUGAAGGGCGUCAGGUUGAGGAAGAGCGCUUCCCUGUACUGGACGCGUCGCUGCGUAUGCUUGGCGCAGCCGCAGAAUCUGGGAUGGGUAACCGUGAUAUGGCUGCCGUCAUUCACUACAUCCCGGCUGCUGCUGCCAUGGAGGAGGAGGAGGGGGUCCGUAUCGAGCCUCGUGGGCUCACGCCGGGCGCCUUUGUUAACGGGAGCGCCACCAGAAAGGUAAGCAGUGCCCCAGGGGCGGUAGCGGCCUCGCCGCCACCGGUGUCAGCGGAAAUCGACAUGGACACCAACUCGCUGGCGCUGUCGCUCGGUGCCGCCGAAAGCAGCAGCAGCAGCAACGCCGAAGGAAGCACCACUCAAGCCGCAUCGAUCGCGGCGCCGUUGACAACACCCUCGUCGCAGAAGCCCCCAGACUUCACCAUGGAGGACUUCUACUAA